AUGGAAGUUAUGGGGGUGUUGCUGUAUGGCCCGCCAGGAUGUGCCAAAACCAGUUUAGUGCGAGCUGUUGCUUCCGCUACCAACACAACCUUCCUUGCAGUGUCGGCUGCUGAAAUUUACUCACCCUAUGUUGGCGAUGCUGAGAGAACUGUCUCAGAGUUGUUCCAUAGAGCUCGUAUUGGCGCACCUGCUAUACUGUUCAUCGACGAAAUCGAUGCCUUGGUUGGUUGCCGCGGGAAUCGAGAAAGAGGCUCACAAGAAAGGAUACUUACCGCUUUUCUGACAGAAAUGGAUGGGAUCGGUGUUAGAUUGGACAGUGGGACAACUCAAGCUGGAGUGAUUGUAGUGGCAGCAACAAACAGGCCCGACGUGUUGGAUCCAGCACUAACUCGACCUGGGCGAUUUGAUAGAAUCGUCUACGUUGGCCCCCCUGAUGUCAACCAGCGGUUGGAAAUCUUACAAAUACUCACAAAAAGAACGCCCCUUGCAAAUGAUGUUGAUUUGUCGGUUAUGGCUGAAAAAACAGACUUAUUCUCUGGAGCAGAUCUUGCUCAGUUAUGUAAGGAGGCAGGGCUGGAGGCUUUAACAAUUGACGGGAUGUCAGUGACAGAAGUCAAGCAGAAACAUUGGAUGUCAGCUCUUGAGAGUAUGAGUCCGUCACUAUCAAGGGAUCAGGUAGAUCAAUACAGAUGUGUGAUGGCAGGUGGCAACUGAUCAGUUGGGCACAGUUUCUGCCAACUUGUCUCCCCAGUUGAACUUCGGAACAUUAGUGAUGGAAAUCCAACCAUACAGAAACAUAUCCAAGAGAGGCACUGAAAGAAAGAUGGAAAAGUUUUAUGAUAUUAUUUAUAUUAUUACCUAAACCCAUUAUAAAGCAGA
Macrosteles quadrilineatus (aster leafhopper) is the source of this 879-nucleotide messenger RNA. Its product is annotated as ribosome biogenesis protein SPATA5L1-like. Bases 1 to 714 code for a protein of 237 amino acids. Lineage: Eukaryota; Metazoa; Arthropoda; Insecta; Hemiptera; Cicadellidae. The record is from RefSeq and is a predicted model, not a curated record. The transcript has 7 exons. Gene Ontology annotation, molecular function: ATP hydrolysis activity; ATP binding.